Molecule: messenger RNA, 957 nt
Organism: Recurvomyces mirabilis
Lineage: Eukaryota; Fungi; Ascomycota; Dothideomycetes; Mycosphaerellales; Teratosphaeriaceae
Exons: 1
Coding region: 1-957 (318 amino acids)
Molecular function (GO): protein binding
Source: RefSeq, a predicted model, not a curated record
AUGCCGGACAUCGACCACUUCUCGGAUUCGGAAAACGAAUCAUUCCACUCCUUUGAUGAUGGCGAACCUGUUCCGCCUUCUCAGCUAAAGCAUGAAUCGCCAUCAACGAUUCAGCCUCAACAUAACGAACGAAAGAAGCGACCAGCACAACCCUCGGAGCCAGAUCCACUGAAACCAAGACCGAUUGUCGAACGGUUCCCAGCCGAAGAAGAAGCCACUCUCUUAGCAGAAUCGAGCUCACUCAAAGGCUCUGCAAACCAAUUGUUCGGCAAAGGCUCCUUCGAGAAUGCCAUCCAGACUUACGACAAAGCACUUUCAUCAUGUCCGAACUAUCUAGACUACGAAGUAGCUGUACUCCGAAGCAACAUCGCCGCCUGCCACCUCAAGCUCGAGGAAUGGAAGGAAGCAAUCGAAAGCGCCGAAAAGGGAGUCGACUGUCUCGAACGGCUAGAACCACUACCCAAACCUCCCAAGCCCAAGCAGAAAGGCCAAGAUGAGCCUGCCCAGACCACAGAGGACGACCAAAUCGUCGAGGUUGACGACAACCUCGCCGAUCGGAUCGAGAACUUACAGAAGUCGGGCCAAACAAUCGACACUGUCCGCAAACUGCAAACGAAACUUCUUCUUCGUCGCGCCAAAGCCAAAUCGCAAAUCGAUACCUGGUCGUCAUUAUCAGGGGCCGACGAGGACUACCGGACUCUACUCUCGCCACAGAUGCAACCUUUCUUGUCUGCUUCGGAUAAGAGGCAAGUGUUAGAGAGUGCUCGAGCGCUGGCACCGAGGCUGAAUACGACAAAGGAUAAGGAGAUGGCUGAGAUGAUGGGGAAGCUGAAAGGACUGGGCAAUUCGUUACUCAAGCCUUUUGGGCUGAGUACGGAGAACUUUCAGUUUGUGAAGGAUGAGAAGAGCGGUGGGUAUAGUAUGAACUUUAAUCAGGGCGGGCAGGCGAAGGAAUAG